Molecule: messenger RNA, 2652 nt
Organism: Aspergillus nomiae NRRL 13137
Lineage: Eukaryota; Fungi; Ascomycota; Eurotiomycetes; Eurotiales; Aspergillaceae
Product: putative NF-X1 finger transcription factor
Exons: 6
Coding region: 1-2652 (883 amino acids)
Biological process (GO): negative regulation of transcription by RNA polymerase II
Cellular component (GO): nucleus
Molecular function (GO): zinc ion binding; RNA polymerase II transcription regulatory region sequence-specific DNA binding; DNA-binding transcription factor activity, RNA polymerase II-specific
Source: RefSeq, a predicted model, not a curated record
AUGUCCGACGCGCCUGCACCCGUUGCAGAGGGAAGCGCAUCUCGCCCGAGGCCAUCGAGACGUGGAGGCCGAGGUCGUGGCAAUCGCAGUCAUCGACGGCCUCAGACGCAAACUACAGAACGCUCUCAUGAUGCACAACCGCCAACUCAGCCGCCAUCACAAAUUCAAUCUACCCAGAAUCCACCCUCAGACCCUUCCGCUGAUGCACCACGCUCUCGCAGAGGACCACGGAGGGGAAGAGGGGGAGGUCGGGGUGGCGGCGCACCCUCGGAGGGCAGCAGUCGUCGACAAAGACAACGAGGCGGAGAUCGAGGGACAACCAGUACGGGCAGACGGUUCGAGGGGCGCUUAACGAAAGCAGAGCAGGCUCCGGAGGACGAACAGAUUGAUGCAACAGUGGAUACGAAUGAUCUAGGAUUGAGGGCCGACGCGCCUGCAUUUGUGCCAGGAACCCAGCCAGAACAUGUCGCGAACAAGGCAACUCCCUCGACUACUGCACCUGCAAAGAAGAAGCCUAAAGCUAAGAAUGCCCCGCCUCCGCCGCCCAAAGUUACGACAAAAUCAGUAGCGCCCGACAUCGCCACUCGCAUUCACGAGGAUAUUGCUCACAACCUUUAUGAGUUUGUGUCAAGAAAUGGUCGAAGAACGAAGGUGCUGCUGCGCAGGACGCUGCUCGUCGCCAGGGAGAAGGAGACCCCACUACCCCCCGAGCCUGGCGCUGUCCUGGCUGUAACCUUCCCCAAGAAGUAUUUCCAUCAAACUACACUUGCUGGUGUGAGAAAGAAGUUGACCCGCGGUCGCUUCCCGGCCUUCCACCUCAUUCAUGCGGACAGACCUGUGCACGGCAGCGGAAAGGCUGUCCGCACCCGUGCGAUACGACCUGUCAUGCUGGACCCUGCGCGCCAUGUACAGCUAUGGGCCCUACUCAAGAUUGCUUUUGCGGCAGGAAUUCGUCCACCAAGCGUUGUCAGGAUACCGAUUAUGAAAAUGGAUGGAGCUGCGGGGAAAUCUGUGGGGAUCUUCUGCCGUGCGGCGAGCAUACUUGCCCUCGACCCUGCCACGAGGGUCUCUGUGACGGAAAUGCUGUGCAGUUCCAAAGAUGAGGAAAUGGACAGCCAAAUGCUGCGCGAUGAGGACGGUGAGGAGAGUCAUGUUGAGGAGUGGACUGAGUGCCCGUGCCGUGCCGUUGCGGACGCAACUCUUUUAUGUCCAUUUGCCACCAAGGUACUCUUGAGCACCCUCAGUGUUUCCGCGUCUGCAAGGCUGGCUUGCAUUGUGGUCGCCAUGCUUGUGCUGAGCGGUGUUGUCCCGGCGAACAGAAGGCGGUUGAACGUCAGGCUCUGCGGCGGAAGCUCAAGUCUCAUCUUCGCCCAAGUGAUGAAGAUGUGGAGGCCGAACAUAUCUGCACUCGAGUGUGUGGCCAUGUUGAAGAACGUGCCUUGUUGGCUGGCAGAUGCGCGGUGUGGCCGUAUCUGUGGCGAAACGCUUAAAUGUGGCUCUCAUACGUGCAAGAAGAACUGCCAUCGCCCAGGCGAUUGCGAAGAUACUUUGAAGCCUUGCCAACAGCCAUGUGGAAAGACCAAGACAAUGUGCGGUCAUCCAUGCACGGAGCCUUGCCACGCGCCUUAUCCAUGCCCGGAGAAGACGCCCUGUUCCUCCAAGAUCACGGUAACAUGUGGUUGCGGACGACUCCGUCAGGAGCGUCGCUGCAAUGCAGCGAAGGCUGUGGCAUCAAAGGGACAAGUGCAGCAGCCACAAAGACUGCCUGCUGUGACACCAUUGACGUGCGAUGAUGAAUGCGCGCGGCUUGAGCGGAACCGUUCGUUGGCAUCUGCUUUGGGGGUUGACAUUAACCCGUCAACAACCGUUGCUCAGAAUUUGACGGCCACGAACCUCCCCUACUCGUCUGAAACCUUGGACAUCGGCCAAUCCAACACAACGUUCUGUACGCUUUCAGCCGGCAAAGUCAUCCCUGCGGGCGUCGUUCAUUCCCUCGCAACUGACUGGGGUUUCGCAAGCGAGAGCUUUGACCCUGAACCUCACCGACACGUGUUUGUUUUGAAACCUACAGUGUGGAACCCUCCUCUUCUUGGGAUGGGCAAUGGAACAGCGAUCGGAAUCGGAGGCAUGAGUGUGAGCGAAUGUGUUAAAUUGCGCGAACGCCAGAGACAGAAAGAACGUGAAGCUCAACGUCUUGCGGCAGCGGAAUCAAAGGCCCAACGGGAAGCCGUUAAGGCCCAGGCAAACGCCGCCAACGAGGGUGGAUGGGCUCAGGUCGCCGCCUCACGACGAAGCAACGCCAGCACCCGGAGUACGACUCCGAAUCCAGGCACGGCUUCCCGGUCUGGCUCGAUGUUUGCAGCUCUCGCCGGCGAUGAUGGCAGCACAUGGGGCGCUCCAAAGAAGGAAAAGCUCGUUCUUCGUUCAGGAGUAGGCGCUGGGAAACAAAUGCGAACCCGACAACCCGCAGCUGAGGUCGUUGAUAGUUGGGAAGAAGAGGAAGAAAAACAAGAGCUGGAGGAGCGUGCUCAGGAGCGGGAGCAGGAGCAGGAGCAGGAACAGGACGAUGGACAAGGAGAUAUUCAGAAAGAAACCACCGAAAUCGAAACAACAGGGACUGGAGAAGCAAUCGCUACUUCUUCGGCGGUCUGA